Molecule: messenger RNA, 3715 nt
Organism: Pundamilia nyererei
Lineage: Eukaryota; Metazoa; Chordata; Actinopteri; Cichliformes; Cichlidae
Gene: supt16h
Product: SPT16 homolog, facilitates chromatin remodeling subunit
Exons: 23
Biological process (GO): transcription elongation by RNA polymerase II
Cellular component (GO): FACT complex
Molecular function (GO): nucleosome binding
Source: RefSeq, a predicted model, not a curated record
UGCUGUGGACUUAAUUAUAACAGAUUGGUGUGUACGUGGUCGUGUGUGUCGAGGAGGAGGUGGGAAAAAAUACAAUUUUAAUAAUUUUGCGAGUUUUAAAGCAGGUGAAAGCGGGCUGUAAGGUUAGCGUGCGCUGUGUUUUUACAUGUCUCCUCAGCUCAGAGGGCCGCUGUUGUAUAAUUAUAAGGGAAGCAGCAGCAUCUCGUGGUGGUAUUUGGAGCCCAGCAGGCGUGGAAAGAAAGUGCGUUGUUGUUAGUUGACACUGCUCAUCAUCCUCAUCCUCAUCCGGCCUGCUGCGAAGCGAAGCCGGGAGCUGGAGUUUGAAACGGAGCGCUCACAAUGGCGGUAAACCUGGAUAAGGACGCAUACUACCGCCGGAUCAAGAGACUAUACAGCAACUGGAAGAAGGGAGAAGAUGAGUUUGGCAAAGUCGACGCUAUCGUGGUGUCUGUGGGGGUUGAUGAGGAAAUUGUGUAUGCCAAAUCCACAGCCAUACAGCAUCUUUUUAUUAGUGUAUUACUUGUCUUUCAGAACGAGAGCAACAAGGCCAACUUUGACAAGAUGAUCGAGGCGAUCAGAGGUAGCAAAGAGGGCAAGACGGUGGGUGUGUUCAGCAAAGACAAAUUCCCAGGAGAGUACAUGAAGAGCUGGAAUGACACGCUUUCUGCUGAGGGACUGGAGAAGGUGGACAUCAGUGCUGUGGUCGCCUACACGAUGGCGGUGAAGGAAGACGGAGAGCUGGCCCUGAUGAAGAAAGCGGCAGCCAUUACCAGCGAGGUUUACUCAAAGUUUUUCAAGGAGCGCGUGAUGGAGAUUGUUGAUGCUGAUGAGAAAGUGCGUCACAGCAAGCUGGCGGAGUCGGUGGAGAAGGCCAUCGAGGAAAAGAAGUACCUGGGCGGUGCGGAUCCGUCCACCGUGGAAAUGUGUUAUCCUCCCAUCAUCCAGAGCGGCGGGAACUACAGUCUCAAGUUCAGCGUGGUCAGGUGUGUGCAGGUCCAGUCUCACUAAAAGCCAGGAGGCAUUUGCAGCUGGUUUUGUCACAAUUAAAUAAAUUGGUUUUGGUAGUGCUGGAAAUGUAUUAAUUUAUUGUUUUAUUCACCUUCACAAGAGCUUCAGGGUUGGUCCUAGUUGAUUUUCAAGGAGUAAAAACUUAAAGAAAUCCAAAAUGGAGUCAAAAUCUGUGACGCAUACAAUGCAGUCAUGGAGUACGUGAAGAAAGAGAAGCCGGAGCUCGCGCAGAAGCUGACCAAAAACCUCGGUUUUGCGAUGGGGAUCGAGUUCAGAGAAGGGUCGCUGGUUUUGAACGCCAAAAAUCAGUACAGACUAAAAAAAGGGAUAGUGCUCAGCGUCAGCCUGGGUUUUUCUGACUUGGUGAAUAAAGAUGCGAAGAAAGAAGAGCAGAAGAAGUACGCCUUGUUUCUUGGUGACACUAUACAGAUCAAUGAGGAGGAGGCCGCCACAGUCCUCACACCGGUGAAGAAAAAGAUCAAAAACGUGGGAAUCUUCCUAAAGAAUGACGACGAAGAGGAUGAGGAGGAAGAGGUCGACGACGCAGAGGAGCUGCUGGGGAAAGGCGCGCGCAGUGCCGCUCUGCUCGCAGACAGAACCAGGAACGAGAUGACGGCGGAGGAGAAGAGGCGGGCUCACCAGAAGGAGUUGGCCAAUCACUUGAAUGAAGAAGCCAAGCGCCGUCUGACGGAGCAGAAAGGAGAGCAGCAGAUCCAGAAGGCCAGGAAAUCUAACGUCUCCUAUAAGAACGUGUCUCAGAUGCCCAGAGAAAAGGACAUCCGGGACAUGAAGAUCUUCAUCGACAAGAAGUAUGAGACUGUCGUCAUGCCUGUCUUUGGCAUCGCCACACCAUUUCACAUCGCCACCAUCAAGAACAUCAGUAUGUCUGUAGAAGGAGACUACACCUACCUGAGGAUCAACUUCUACGUCCCUGGCAGCUCACUGGGCCGACAGGAGGGAAACAUCUUCCCCAACCCUGAAGCCACAUUCGUCAAAGAAAUCACGUACCGGGCGUCCAACCUGAAGGCUCCCGGCGACACAUCGGUGCCCUCCACCAACCUGCAGAACGCCUUCCGCAUCAUCAAGGAGGUGCAGAAGCGCUACAAAACACGAGAGGCCGAAGAGAAGGAGAAGGAGGGCAUCGUCAAGCAAGACUCGCUGGUCAUCAACCUCAACCGCAGCAACCCCAAACUCAAAGACCUCUACAUCAGACCCAACAUCGCACAGAAGAGGAUGCAGGGCUCGCUGGAGGCUCAUACUAAUGGUUUCCGUUUCACGUCGGUCCGAGGUGACAAAGUGGACAUUCUUUACAACAACAUCAAACACGCCAUCUUCCAGCCGUGUGACGGUGAGAUGAUCAUCGUACUGCACUUCCACCUCAAGAACGCCAUCAUGUUUGGUAAGAGACGCCACACGGACGUCCAGUUCUACACAGAGGUGGGCGAGAUCACCACAGACUUGGGCAAACACCAACACAUGCACGACCGAGACGACCUGUACGCCGAGCAGAUGGAGCGUGAGAUGAGGCACAAGCUCAAGUCGGCCUUCAAGAACUUCAUCGAGAAGGUGGAGACGUUGACUAAAGAGGAGUUGGAGUUCGAGGUGCCCUUCAGAGACCUGGGGUUCCAGGGCGCCCCCUACAGGAGUACCUGCCUGCUACAACCCACGUCCAGUUCUCUUGUCAAUGUUACUGAAUGGCCGCCGUUUGUAGUUACUCUAGACGAGGUGGAGCUGGUUCACUUUGAGCGCGUGCAGUUCCACCUGAAGAACUUUGACGUGGUCAUCGUUUACAAGGACUACAACAAGAAGGUCACCAUGAUCAACGCUGUGCCCGUGAACUCCCUUGACCCUAUCAAAGAGUGGCUCAACUCUUGUGACAUCAAGUACACAGAGGGCGUCCAGUCUCUGAACUGGACCAAGAUCAUGAAGACCAUCGUUGACGACCCAGAGGGGUUCUUCGAGCAGGGGGGCUGGUCUUUCUUGGAUCCAGAGAGUGAGGGAAGCGGCGCCGAGGAAGAUUCAGAGUCAGAAAUGGAGGAUGAGACGUUCAACCCAUCUGCAGAUGAAGAAGAAGAGGAAGAGGAAGACAGUGAUGAGGAUUACAGCUCAGAGACGGAGGACUCUGAUUACAGCGCGUCAAUGGGCAGUGAGGAGGAGAGCGGGAAAGACUGGGAUGAACUGGAGGAAGAAGCCAGGAAAGCUGACAGAGAGAGCCACUAUGAGGACGAGGACACCUCCAACAGGAAGAGGAAGGUGCGGCCAUCAGCCCCGCCGAGCAAGAAGAAGCGACGGCACUAAACGUCCCAAACAUCCAUUCAUACUGCCAAACCCGACCCUCCCUCCCACCACGGCCGGCUCCCCACACUUCACACAGACACACACCUGCGCUCAGACACACACCGUGUACAUAGACGUAGACACCGCCCCCUUUGUUUAUUUUUUAGUUGUUGUCGGUGAAGUGUCAUGUUGCAGAACCAGCAGGACAGCCACACUUCAUUCAUUACCUUCGUUUUCCCACCUUCGUUCAUCCAUCCAUCAGGGUUUAUUGUCUGUGUGUGUGUGUCUGCGAGUGCGUGCGAGUGUGGUUAAAUGGGUUUUUAUUGCAAGCAUUGUUUAUUUUCUGUUAAAGAAAGCUGAGUUUCUUAACUAAUGGAUAAUAAAUAAAAAGACUUGACAUCUCCUCUGCCAAGUGUUUUAUAUAAACUGA